AUGGGUAUACGUUCUGAAUUAUGGCCAGAUAGCAACGAGAAGUAUCUUCCUGCAUCUUUCAAGCUAACAACUAGUGAGAAAGAUACAUUUCUUGGUAUCUUAAAAGGCGCAAGGCUCCCAGAUGGUUUUUCAUCUAAUAUCUCAAGGUGUAUUGAUCUAAGGCAGCGUAGAAUGCAGGGACUAAAAAGUCAUGAUUGUCACGUGAUUAUGGGUCACUUGUUACCCAUUGCUAUUCGUAAUGUGUCAUCACCAAAUGUGACUUCUGUCAUAACAGAAUUUUGUCAGUUUUUCCGAGAGAUAUGCUCCAAGGUGGUGGAUGUAAAUGAGCUAGUUAAUCUCCAAAAGCAAAUUGUGAUUAUAUUAUGUCACAUGGAGAUGCUGUUUCCUCCUUCUUUCUUCACGGUGAUGAUACAUCUGACCAUUCAUUUGACUGAAGAAAUAAAGCUUGGUGGUCCUGUCCAGUUUCGUUGGAUGUAUCCAGUGGAAAGGAUCCUAGGAAAAUUCAAAUCAUAUGUCAUAAAUCAUGCACAACCUGAAGGAUCAAUAUGUCAACAAUAUAUGGCUGAUGAGUGUCUGACAUUUUGCUCAAUGUAUCUUGAUGGGAUAGAGACACGCUUCAACCAAAUUGGAAGAGGAGAAUGUAAUGGUGCUAGUCAAUAUGCAACACUAAGUCUCAUGGAGAAACAACAAGCUCAUCGCUAUAUCUUGAUCAGCUGCCCAUUUCUUGAUGAAUUGCGACAGAAGUAUAAAGAUGAGUUAAGAAGAACUCAUACUCGUGGUAGGAGAAGACGCUAUACAUUAGAUGUAGAUAGAGAAGUUCAUCUUAGGUUUGACAAGUGGCUUAGAGAGAAAGUAGAAAAGGAUGAGACUGAUGGUAUUAGUGAGGAUAUCCGAUUACUUGCUAAAGGUCCAAGUGACAAAGUGUUGAAGUUUUCAUCAUAUUGCGUGAAUGGAUAUAAGUAUAGAACUCUAGAAAGGGAUUCUGAUUUGAAAACUCAGAAUUGUGGAGUUUAUGUUUCUGCCGAGACCAUGAGCUAUGCUUCUUCUCGUGAUAACAAUCCAAUGGCUGGUAAUGUUCCCUACUAUGAUACACGUGAUAGUCGUGGAUACAGAAGAGAUGGUCUUGGUAAUAAUUUGGUGAAUUUUUCACGUAUUAUACAUAGUGGUGAAAGUGAGGAAGAUGAACCAUUCAUAUUAGCCUCUCAAGCAAGAAUGGUAUACUAUGUUGAAGAUCCAAGUGAGUAUGGCUGGAAUAUGGAUGGCAUUGAUUCUCAUGUCGAGGAAACACAAGAUGUGAAUCAAAAUCAGAUAUAUACACAAGGACGAGAGCGUGGAAAGUGGGUGGUAAAUGUUAUAGAUUCAGAUUCAAAUGUAACAGAGGAACGUCUCACUGCAAAAGAUGUAUGGGGAAUGGAAAAACGAAGAAUCAUUCUAGAGUUUGGUCCACAUGAUCAACCUGAUGGAGGAAGUGGUGGUAUAUUUGCUACAUGGCUUGGCAUGUUGAGUACGGAUCUGACCAAGUUUCCCAUAAAUUAUGAUGAUUGGAGGAAUGUACAACAAUGGCGAAAGGAUGAUGCUUGGGACUACAUUCAGACUAAGUUUUGUUUUGAUAGUUCAAACAAAAACUAUAAAGACUUUGUGAUGAAGAGCUUGAGUAUGAAGUGCAAAAGUUUAAAAACUCGUCUAUGGGAACAUUUGGGAAGGAACAAUCCUGAAGAAACUUUACAGCUCCGCCCUGACUUUGUUCCAAAAGAACAGUGGCAAGACUUUGUUUAUAUGCAGUUUAGUGAGAGAACUAAGUUUCUUAAGACGGGGAAACGUCCAAGUCGUGCAGAAAUCUAUGUGAGCUCACGCCAAAAAGCUAAUGGAGGAUAUGUUAAUGAAGAAGCUCGUGAUUUAUCGGAAAAAUUAACAGAGAAGAUGGUUCACACUAUAGAAGAUGGUUCAAGUAAAGAUGAUGAAUUCUCUCAAGUUUUUGGCCCCGAACAUCCAGGUCGUGUUUGUUGUGUUGGGCUUGGUCCUACUCCUUCAUCUUUCUUCAAGAAUCGCAUCUCCUAUGAAACAGAAGUGGGCAUAGAACGUGAAGAUGACAGGAUUAUAAGGUAA
This is a messenger RNA of Microthlaspi erraticum, 2106 nucleotides long. NCBI's taxonomy places the organism in Eukaryota, Viridiplantae, Streptophyta, Magnoliopsida, Brassicales, Brassicaceae. The record is from the annotation of a GenBank genome assembly.